Messenger RNA from Zingiber officinale, 1557 nucleotides. Its product is annotated as protein TRIGALACTOSYLDIACYLGLYCEROL 2, chloroplastic-like. The transcript has 5 exons. Gene Ontology annotation, cellular component: chloroplast inner membrane. Lineage: Eukaryota; Viridiplantae; Streptophyta; Magnoliopsida; Zingiberales; Zingiberaceae. Bases 91 to 1191 code for a protein of 366 amino acids. Gene Ontology annotation, molecular function: lipid carrier activity; phospholipid binding. The record is from RefSeq and is a predicted model, not a curated record.
AAUAGGUACUUCUCGUUGCCUACAAUCACCAGUCGGUAGCUCUCUAGGGUUUAGUCCAAUCCAUCCGACGCACGCUUUCUCCGAAUCGAGAUGCUUUCCUCCGCCAAUUCACUCCCGUCGCCGUCGACUUUUCCCUUGGUCUCCAAUGCCUCAAAUUUCCGCUGCUCAACCAAGAGAUUCCUUCGGAUUAAGGCCUCUUCCGCCGACUCCGAAGAGAGCCGGUCGACGGGGAAGAAUCCGCUGGCAUCUGUCCUGGGCGUCCCGAGGAAGCUGUGGACGCAGUCUCUGCAGCCGCUCGGGGAUUACGGAUUCGGGCAGCGGAGCGUGUGGGAGGGAGGCGUCGGGCUGUUCAUGGUCUCCGGAGCGGCCUUGUUCGCCCUCGCCAUUGUUUGGCUGCGGGGCAUCCAGCUGAGGACGCGGCUGAGGAAGUACCAGGUGGUGUUCCAGUUCUCCCAGGCGUGUGGGAUCUGCGUUGGCACUCCCGUCAGGAUCAGGGGGGUGACUGUGGGCAGCGUGGUGCGUGUAGGUUCUAGCUUGAAGAGCAUUGAUGCUGUCGCGGAGGUUGACGAUGACAAAAUCAUUGUACCUCGAAAUUCAUUGGUUGAGGUGAAUCAGUCUGGUCUUCUUAUGGAGACAUUGAUUGAUAUCACCCCAAGAGAUCCUCUCCCUGAACCUUCUGCAAGUCCACUUGAUCCUAAUUGUGUCCAAGAAGGUCUUAUUGUGUGCAACAGAGAAAGGAUAAAAGGACAACAAGGGGUAAACUUGGAUGCCUUAGUUGGAGUGUUUACUCGUCUUGGAAGAGAAAUGGAUGAGAUUGGAGUGUCCAGAAGUUAUAGAUUGGCUGAAAGGGUUGCGUCGGUUGUUGAAGAUGCGCAGCCCCUCCUUGCAAAGAUUGAAGUUUUGGCUGAAGGUAUUCAACCUUUGCUUGCUGAGGUUCGUGAUAGUACUCUGCUGAAGGAUGUGGAAAUUUUAAUUAAACGUUUAGCUAUGGCAACUGAGGAUUUGAGGAAGGUUCAGUCUGCCAUCAUAACUCCUGACAACACCGAACUAAUUAGGGAAUCUAUUUUAACCCUCAUGUUCACCUUGAAGAAUAUUGAGAGUAUUAGUUCGGACAUCUCUGGAUUCACAGGUGAUGAGCCGACAAGGAAAAAUUUGAAAUUAUUAAUCAGAUCUCUCAGUAGGCUUUUGUGAUCCUCGCUGAAGCCAGAUUCAUGCCAACUCUAAAAUAAACUUCAGCAAGAAGCUGCUCGAAGGAGAAUGGGGUCAACAACUGCACUGCAAUAUUGUCAUGCGAGGCGAAUUAAUGAGCAGUGCUCUCAGUUGCGGAAGAUUGUGGCUAAUGAAAAUAUACAUCUCCAGUUAACCCCUUUAUGAAUCCUUUUGCAUAUUAUUAGUUAAAUUGUUGGUGAGUAGAGAAAAUUUCAAACGAGGUCUGUGUGAUUCUUCCUGAAUUUUAACUUUAUAGUAUUGAAAUAUAGAAAAUAUUUCAUGAGGUUUGCCACAAGUUUUGUUGAUGGUGUUGGCCUGCAAGCUCAAUACAAAUCUGGUAGUCUACAA